Molecule: messenger RNA, 2474 nt
Organism: Impatiens glandulifera
Lineage: Eukaryota; Viridiplantae; Streptophyta; Magnoliopsida; Ericales; Balsaminaceae
Product: mechanosensitive ion channel protein 2, chloroplastic-like
Exons: 14
Coding region: 295-2334 (679 amino acids)
Biological process (GO): transmembrane transport
Cellular component (GO): membrane
Source: RefSeq, a predicted model, not a curated record
AACCAAGGACUAUUCCAUAAUCCAUUUCCCAAAGUAUCUCUCAUGGCCAGAGAUGAUCGUCUUCAUGCGUAACUUAUCAUCCCACGACUCUUACGCCAUUAGUCAUUCCUCUCUCUAACAAGCUUCUCCAACUCGAAACGCAGAGAAUGAUUUGUUUCUAGUAGUCACUGACGUCUUUCUCUCUAAGGCGGAAGGCAAAAUAUUGGUUAGUUUCUUUUCUCUUUAAGCCAGACAUUUGUUGACCGGAAGCUGAUUUUAGAAGCAAGAGAUUUAGUGAUAUAUUCAUAUAACAAAAUGGCUGUUGUUGGUUCUUUAUUGUUAUCCCGGGAUUUUGGAGUUCGUUUUGAUAAUGGACACAAUUAUAUGAUUAAGGGUACUAUAGGGAGUGGACGAUUGCCUUUACUGGGUCUUCUGUCAUCCUGUGAUUCGCGAAGGGAUUUUUGGAGUCUUCAAUACUUGAAUGGUAUUAGUGGUUCAAAGUUAUCAUCAAGAUGCAGAAGUUUUCAAUGCCAAUCUUUUUUGUUACCAAAUGGAGCUAAUGGUAUAUCUGCUCUCAGAACUGCUUCAACUUUGUUAAACAGGUCUUUUUGUGCUUUACGAGAACACCCCGUGGUGUUUCAGUUGGCUACAGCAGUUGGCAUGAUUGCGUUUGCUGUUUGGGGUAUUAGACCACUAAUGCGGUUAAGUAGGAUAAUCCUUCAGAGUGAUAAUAGCCGGGAAAAUAGCAGCACAAAUCAUGUAAUGACUUCAUACGUUCAGCCAAUUAUUCUCUGGGCUGGAGUUACCCUUAUAUGCAGAGUAUUAGAACCAGUUGUUUUACCUUCAGUGACAAGCCAGAUUGUUAAGCAACGACUUCUAAAUUUUGUCAAGUCAUUGUCCAUGGUGCUCGCAUUAGCAUACUGCAUGUCAAGCUUGAUUCAACAAGCACAAAAAUUCUUUAUGAAGACAAAUGACCCAAGUGAUGGGAGAAAUAUGGGUGUGCAGUUUGCUGGAAAAGCUAUUUAUACUGCGGCAUGGGUUGCCGGUGUUUCCUUGUUCAUGGAAUUGCUUGGUUUCUCCACUCAGAAAUGGCUUACUGCUGGGGGUCUUGGUACGGUAUUGCUGACCCUUGCUGGCCGUGAGAUAUUCACAAACUUUCUUUCCAGUGUGAUGAUCCAUGCAACUAGACCAUUUGUUUUAAAUGAAUGGAUUCAAACAAAGAUUGAAGGCUAUGAAGUUUCUGGUACAGUCGAGCAUGUAGGUUGGUGGUCACCAACCAUUAUCAGAGGUGAUGAUCGAGAAGCAAUUCAUAUACCUAAUCACAAAUUCACAAUGAGUGUUGUGAGAAACCUUAGUCAGAAGACUCACUGGCGAAUCAAGACCCAUCUUGCUAUCAGUCACUUGGAUGUCAACAAGAUUAAUAAUAUUGUGGCUGAUAUGCGUAAAGUUUUGGCCAAAAAUCCUCAGGUGGAACAACAAAGAUUGCAUAGAAGAGUAUUCUUGGAAACCAUUAAUCCUGAGAAUCAAGCUCUUAUGAUAUUGAUAUCUUGCUUUGUGAAAACAUCACAUUUUGAGGAGUAUCUCUGUGUGAAGGAAGCAAUAUUACAAGACCUUCUAAGAGUUAUUAGCCAUCACCGAGCUCGACUUGCUACACCUAUCCGCACUGUCCAGAAAGUAUACGGUGAAGCUGAUAUCGAUAAUGGUCUGUUUUCUGAUUCCAUAUUCAGCCGUUCCCCAAGACCCGCCAGCAGAAGACCAUUACUCUUGAUAGAACCCUCUUACAAAAUCAACUCCGACGAUCGAUCCAAGUCUUCAUCUCCUUCAAUUCGCUUAAACAACGAAGACUUUAAAGAUUCAAAGCUUGAGUCUCCCCCAUCAUCUGACGAAUCAACAAUCCCAGAUGCCCCCAAACCCGACAACAAUAACAACAAUAAUAAUAAUUCCCCUGUUCCAAACUUAAACUCGAACUCAAAGCCAAAAAUGCCUAUACCUACUACCACAAGUUCUUCAAGUCAGGGAAAUGAGAAGCUUCAAGUAGGUAAGAACCAGGCUGCUGUUGAGAAACCAGGUCCAAAAUCAGAAUCUGUUUCUUCUUCUUCUUCUUCAAGGUCUAGUUUGGAGGAUAAUAUUGUUUUGGGUGUUGCAUUGGAAGGCUCCAAAAGAACUCUUCCCAUAGAGGAAGAAACAUCAGCAACAACAACAGCCUCACCUAUGGAAUCAAAAGAGAUGGCUGCGGCCUGUCGAAAUGGUGGUAAUAACGGGAAAGAUGAAAAAGAUGACACUAAUACUAAUAAUAUUUCACAAGAUCUUAGAGACAAAGAAAACCGCCAUGUCAAUCAGGUUGGUCCUUUGUGACUAAAUAUGCAAAUCAUGUGAAUCUUGAUAGUAAGUAGAUUCUCUUUUAAUGUAUUUAUGCUUGUAACACUACUUUCAUCAAAAUAUUAAUAGAAUGUUCAUACUUUUCAAGCAAAAAUAAGUAUUGUAGUUUGAUCUCA